UCUGCAAUUUUUUUGCCGUUCAUAUACCUCGGCUUUUCACCAAAGCGGGUUAAACGUGUGUCUACGCGAUCAACGAAUUCAGUGGACGGCGUUUUGGUGGAAAAUGUAACCCUGCGAUAUGAUGGGUGUUUUUUUACAAUAGAGGGAUUUCUACAUAUUUAUUUGUUGGAAUUCUCUGAGCAGUGACACCUCACCGUCAUUUUAGUUUUUGCACUGUCCGUCGUUUCCUAUGGUUGGGUCGUUCGCCUGCGGAUCCCCUUGAGAAGAAAACUCUGCCUGGAUAGCAGAAAACUAUUGUACAGAAACAAAAGCAGGAGAAGCCUGAACCGCAGCCAUGUCUGGGGCCUCAGUGAAAGUGGCAGUGAGAGUGCGGCCCUUCAACUCCAGGGAAACCGGCAAGGAAUCAAAAUGCAUCAUUCAAAUGCAAGGCAACUCCACCACUAUUUUGAACCCCAAAAACCCAAAGGAACCCGCAAAGUCCUUCAGCUUUGAUUACUCCUACUGGUCACACACCACGCCGGAAGACCCCACCUUCGCCUCACAAUGUCUGGUGUACAAUGACAUUGGGAAGGAGAUGCUACAGCACGCCUUCGAGGGCUACAACGUCUGCAUCUUUGCCUACGGACAGACGGGGGCUGGAAAGUCCUACACCAUGAUGGGCAAGCAGGAGGAGGGCCAGGAGGGCAUCAUUCCUCUGCUCUGUGAAGAUCUCUUUGAGAAAAUCAAUGACAACAACCAGGAGGAGCUCUCGUACUCUGUGGAGGUCAGCUACAUGGAGAUUUACUGUGAGAGGGUGCGGGACUUGCUGAACCCAAAGAACAAGGGGAACCUGCGUGUGCGGGAGCACCCCCUGCUGGGCCCCUACGUGGAGGACCUGUCCAAACUGGCCGUCACCUCCUACACUGACAUCGCCGACCUGAUGGACGCUGGCAACAAGGCCAGGACGGUGGCAGCCACCAACAUGAACGAGACCAGCAGCCGGUCCCACGCCGUCUUCACCAUCGUCUUCACACAGAGGAAGCACGACAGUGAAACUGACCUCUCCACUGAGAAGGUCAGUAAGAUCAGCCUGGUGGAUCUGGCAGGAAGUGAGCGUGCGGACUCCACAGGCGCUAAGGGGACCCGGCUAAAGGAAGGGGCGAACAUUAACAAAUCUCUGACCACGCUGGGGAAGGUCAUCUCUGCACUGGCUGAGGUGGAUAACUGUACCAGCAAGAGCAAGAAGAAGAAGAAGAGUGACUUCAUUCCGUACAGAGACUCCGUGCUGACGUGGCUGCUUCGAGAAAAUUUGGGUGGAAACUCCAGGACCGCCAUGGUCGCUGCUCUCAGUCCUGCAGACAUCAACUACGAUGAGACCCUCGGCACACUGCGAUACGCAGACAGGGCCAAACAGAUCAAGUGCAACGCUGUGAUCAACGAGGACCCCAACGCCAAGCUGGUGCGUGAGCUGAAGGAUGAGGUGACACGUCUCAGAGACCUGCUGCGGGCUCAGGGCCUGGGAGACAUCCUGGACAACCUGAAAGACAUACACAACAAUAAGAAUAGGUACUUGCUAUCGUCAGAGAACCAACGGCCUGGCCAUGUCUCCACAGCGCCCAUGGGCUCGCUCACCGCCUCCCCCUCGCUGGGCUCGCUCUGUGGCCAGCUGGGCCUGCUGUCCGUCACCAGCAUCCAGGAGCGCAUCAUGUCCACGCCCGGAGGGGAAGAGGCCAUCGAGCGGCUCAAGGAAUCGGAGAAGUUCAUCGCCGAGCUCAAUGAGACCUGGGAGGAGAAGCUGAGGAAGACUGAGGCCAUCCGCAUGGAGAGAGAGGCGCUCCUGGCGGAGAUGGGCGUGGCUAUCCGGGAAGAUGGAGGCACUCUGGGCGUGUUCUCGCCGAAAAAGACUCCUCAUCUCGUUAAUCUGAACGAAGACCCUCUGAUGUCAGAGUGUCUGCUGUAUUACAUAAAAGACGGCCUCACAAGGGUGGGCCUGGCAGAUGUGGAGAGAAGGCAGGAUAUUGUCUUGAGUGGCGCCCACAUCAAAGAGGAGCACUGCAUCUUCCGCAGCGAGAGGAACCUCAAUGGAGACGUUGUGGUCUUGCUCAUACCUUGCGAGGCAUCAGAGACAUACGUCAACGGCAAGCGCGUGGACUCGGCAGUGCAGCUUCGCUCAGGAAACCGCAUCAUCAUGGGCAAGAACCACGUGUUCCGGUUCAACCACCCGGAGCAGGCGCGAGCGGAGCGGGAGAAGACCCCCUCCGCAGAGACCCCCGUGGAGCCAGUGGACUGGACCUUCGCCCAGAGAGAGCUUCUGGAGAAGCAAGGCAUCGACAUGAAGCAGGAGAUGGAGAAGAGACUGACUGAAAUGGAGAUUCUGUACAAGAAGGAGAAAGAGGAAGCAGAUCAGCUUCUGGAACAGCAGAGAUUGGUGUAUGAGAGCAAACUACAGGAACUGCAGAAGCAGGUGGAGACCCGCUCGCUGGCUGCUGAGACCCCUGAUGAAGAGGAGGAGGAAGAGGAGGAGGAGGAAGUUCCUUGGACGCAGCACGAGUUUGAGCUGGCCCAGUGGGCCUUCAGGAAGUGGAGGUACCACCAGUUCACCUCUCUCAGGGACCAGCUGUGGGGAAGCGCCGUGUACCUGAAGGAGGCUAACGCCAUCAGUGUGGAGCUCAAGAAGAAGGUGCAGUUCCAGUUUGUUUUGCUGACGGACACCCUGUACUCGCCCCUGCCCCCCGAACUCUUGCCCCCCGAGCCCGAGAAGGAGCGCGAGCCCCGGCCUUUCCCCCGCACCGUGGUGGCGGUGGAGGUCCAGGACCUGAAAAACGGGGCCACGCACUACUGGUCCCUGGAGAAGCUCAAGCAGAGGCUGGACCAGAUGAGGGAGAUGUACGACCGCGCCGGGGAGAUGACCCCGUCCAACCAGGAGGAGAGCGAGGGCCCAAUGACCGGGAGCGACCCCUUCUACGACCGCUUCCACUGGUUCAAGCUGGUGGGGAGCUCCCCGAUCUUCCACGGCUGCGUGAACGAGCGUCUGGCGGACCGCACGCCGUCGCCCACCUUCUCCGCGCCCGACUCGGACGUGACGGAGCUGGCCGACGAGCGGCGGAGCGAGAUGGAGGACUUCCUGGACGACGAGGCCUUCGCGGACGACGCCAGCUCCGACGCCGGCACCGAGGAGGGCUCCGACAUCUUCAGCGACGGCCAGGACCCCUUCUACGACCGCUCGCCCUGGUUCAUUCUGGUGGGAAGGGCCUUUGUGUACCUGAGUAACCUGCUGUACCCCGUUCCCCUGGUGCAUCGCGUGGCCAUCGUGACGGAGAAGGGCGAGGUGCGAGGCUUCCUACGCGUGGGAGUCCAGGCCAUCGCAGCUGACGAGGAGGCCCCUGAUUACGGGUCCGGAGUGCGACAGUCUGGAACCGCCAAGAUCUCCUUCGAUGAUGAGUACUUCAAAACGAGUGAUUUCUCCACAGUGGCCAUGACUCGCUCUGGCCUCUCGUUGGAGGAGCUUCGCAUUGUGGAGGGUCAAGGUCAAAGUUCAGAGGUCAUCACACCCUCGGAGGAAAUGAAUAGAAUCAAUGACAUGGAGCUGAAGCGGGGGAACAGGGACACGAAGGCGGGCCUGUCGGAGGGGCUGGGGGGCCAGCUGGAGGUGGGCAGCAUCUUCACCUUCCGCGUGACCGUGCUGCAGGCCAGCGCGAUCCUGCCCGAGUACGCAGACAUCUUCUGCCAGUUCAACUUCCUCCAUCGCCAUGACGAGGCCUUCUCCACCGAGCCCCUGAAGAACACUGGGAAGGGCAGUCCGCUGGGCUUCUACCACGUCCAGAACAUUGCGGUGGAGGUGACGGAGUCCUUCAUAGAGUACAUAAAGACCAAGCCAAUCGUGUUCGAGGUGUUUGGACACUACCAGCAGCACCCUCUGCACCUGCAUGGACAGGACCUCAUCAGGCCACCUCAGCCUUCCAGGAAGUACUACCCCCCACCCAUGCCUCUGUCCAAACCAGUGCCGGCCACCAAACUGAAUGCCAUCAGCAAGUCUAACCUGGGCCACUGCGUCAGCAAGUACGACCUGCUGGUGUGGUUCGAGAUCAGCGAACUGGAGCCCACAGGAGAGUACAUUCCUGCUGUUGUGGACCACACCGGGGCCCAGCCCUGCCAUGGAACCUACCUUCUGCACCAGGGAAUCCAGCGGCGGAUCACGGUCACCCUGAUCCACGAGAAGGGCAGCGAGCUGCACUGGAAGGACGUGCGGGAGCUGGUGGUCGGUCGGAUCAGGACCAAGGCGGAGGUGGACGACACUGCAGCAGAUGCUGUCCUGUCCCUCAACAUCAUCUCAGCCAAAAACAUUAAGUCCUCUCACAACUCCAACAGGACUUUCUACAGGUUUGAGGCAGUGUGGGACAGCUCCUUACACAACUCUCUCCUCCUGAACCGCGUCACUCCCUACGGAGAGAAGAUCUACAUGACUCUGUCUGCUUAUCUGGAGCUUGACCACUGCAUCCAGCCGGCCAUCAUCACCAAAGACAUCUGCAUGGUGUUCUACUCCCGAGACGCCAAGAUCUCCCCGCCUCGCUCCCUCAGGAGCCUGUUCGGCAGCGGGUACUCCAAGAGCCCGGACUGCAACAGAGUGACGGGAAUCUAUGAGCUGAGCCUGUGCAAGAUGGCUGACACAGGAAGCCCAGGCAUGCAGCGGAGGAGGAGGAAGGUGUUGGACACGUCGGUAGCGUACGUGAGGGGGGAGGAGAAUCUGGCAGGCUGGAGGCCCAGGGGGGACAGCCUAAUUCUGGAGCACCAAUGGGAGCUGGACAAGCUGGAGCAGCUGCAUGAGGUGGAGAAGACGCGGCACCUCCUGCUCCUGCGGGAGAAGCUGGGCGAGGCGGCGCCCAAAUCGCUGAGCGACUCGCUGUCCCCCAGCGCCAGCAGCGGCACGCUCAGCACCUCCACCAGCGUCUCCUCGCAGAUCUCCAGCACCACCUUCGAGAGCGCCCUGACGCCCAGCGAGAGCAGCGGCUACGACUCGGCCGACAUCGAGAGCCUGGUGGACCGCGAGAAGGAGCUGGCCACCAAGUGCCUGCGGCUCCUGACUCACACCUUCAACAGCGAGUACAACCAGCUGUGCAGCAGCAUCAGUGACUGCAAGCUGUCGGACAUCUCCCCCAUGGGCCGCGACCCGUCCGUGACCAGCCUCAGCAGUGCUACCCUCACCCCCUCCUCCACCUGCCCCUCCCUGGCUGAAUCCCGCUGCAGCUCCGUCGACCAGAAGACCCCGGAGGCUAACUCCCGCGCCACCAGCCCCUCCUGCUCGGACUACGAGAACUUCCCCAUGGUGGCCACGGUGGAGACCUCCUACCUGGCCCGCGCCGGCAAGAACGAGUUCCUCAACCUGGUUCCCGACAUCGAGGAGAUGAGGCCUGGGUCCGUCGUGUCUAAGAAGGGCUACCUCAGCUUCAUGGAGCCGCGCUCCAACUCCUGGGUGAAGCACUUUGUGGUGGUGCGUCGGCCGUACGUCUUCAUCUACAACAGCGACAAGGACCCCGUGGAGCGGGGCGUGCUGAACCUGUCCACCGCCCAGGUGGAGUACAGCGAGGACCAGCAGGCCAUGCUCAAGACUCCCAACACAUUCGCUGUGUGCACUAAACACCGAGGAAUCCUCCUCCAGGCUAAUAAUGACAAAGAUAUGAAUGACUGGCUGUAUGCCUUCAACCCACUGCUGGCAGGAACUAUAAGGUCCAAGCUGGCGAGGAGGCGGUCCGGCCUGCUGAAGAAGUGAGAGAGAGAGAGAGACUUCUCGUCCCGAGUGUAGGAAACAGUGCUCCUGUCCCUCUCACAAAGCCUUUGAACAUACCGAGUGUUAACACUUACUAAUCUUUGUGAUUAUUGAUGGUUUUCUCUUGUAUGUAGACUUGUGGCUUAAGUCUCCUCUCAAGCAACUUAAGUUCCUGAAAAACCCAUGCCUCUCUAUCUCUCUCUCUCUCCUGGCCCUGUAGCUCUCCCUCUCUCCUUCUCUCUCUCCUAGCCUCUUGUAUUCUCUUCCGUUGUGUGUUCCUUUCCUUUCUUUUCACCCUUCUACUAGUUGCAUGUCGUAAAGUGGUCUGUGUGUGCACGAUACUUCAGAACAGCUCUUCUCUCCACGCUCCUCAGUUACUUAAGUGCGUGUAAAGAUUGUCCUUCAUUCAGUGUUAAGUCAGGAACUUUCUUGUGCCCGCAUAAAACGAGCAGCAGUCCACAGGAGAAGGCCGGCUUUGCUCACAGAGGCGAUACAAACGGGAGGUGAACGCGACACUCCGCGAGCACUGCCCCUGUCAUCCCUUUCCCGGCUGCUGGACGUUCAGCCAGUUUUUAACCAACGCCAAGAUGGCUCACAGAAAUGAGUUCAUGAGCUGAAUUUCCAUCUGGUUUUUGAGCAAUGUAUUAUAACUGAACAGGUCAAAUAGCUCUGUGUACUGGUGUAAUGUGAGUUUUCAACUAGGGAUCCCUUAGGAAAAUGAAAAAGAAUAAAUAUCAAUGUAAAUAUAAUAUAAAAUUUUAGCUCACUUGCAAUAACUAUCAACAUGAACCGAAUUGCAAAUAAUAUGCUUGCUAUAGCUAACACAUAGUUCGCAUAUGUGAGCUACAGCAACAUACUGCGCAGGUUACACGUUUGCCAAGAGGGGUGGGAGGGUCCCUGAUCUGUCAGUCCCGCUAGAGCGAGCAGGUCCUGGCUUAAAUAAGGUACAAACCCACUUCACAAGAACCAUGACGUCAAAAUGGACUAAAGGAGAUGGAUCCCCUGCCCCUCUGUCUGGUACCUGUGUGUACUGUUCAGUACCUUCUGUCAGUGCUGUGUAACAUUAAAUUAUAUUUUAGUGUUCAGCAUCAACAGUGAUAUUACAUGAAAUGCAUGUCCUUUUGACAGUUUUUAGGAAUCCAGUGUAAGUUACUGACAGAUUGAUGGCUAAUGAAUAUAUACAAAUAUUUCUACAUCACAAAAUGCAUGACUGGUCAACAAAAAGGGUUGUGUGGAAGAAUCACAGAGAAUGCCCUUGCUGCAAUAUGGGGGGGAUGAAGGGCCUGUCCCUGAUUGGUCCAACAUCCUGCAGACAAGGCCCCAUGUGUAAUAGAUUACCCAAACUGGUAACAGAUUACAGAUCCCCCAGGGGCCAAACUUAGUGAUGAGAUUCCUACACCGGCCUCUGUGCAGAAGAUGUUUGAAUACCUGGCUUAACGAGGUCAGUUUGUUGUGACCUUCUUAAUUAUUUGAUGAAGGUACUCUUAACUGCAUUAUGGUCAUGAAUUUUGUGUUUCUGGUUCAGGCCUUGCAGGUUAUUUAAAUGAAAUGAAGUGCUGUACUGUACGUUGACGUAGGACCAGAUUCAUUCUCCAUUUUAUAGCAGUUGGACCUCAAUGUAAUGAAGAGUAUGCACCCUUGGUGCUACAUUGAUUCACAUAAGUUCUUCAUUUUGUUUUUUGUUUUUUAAUGUUUGUACCUAUAUCAAGUUUUGCAAAGAGAUGAAUGCACAUGGAAGGUGGAUCAUGCCAGCUACAAUGCUCUGAUGUUGUUUUGCACAUUAUGUUCUUGAGUGUAUGGAACAGAUUGAGAUGACAAGAAACAGUGCAAGUAAAGCCUGGAGUUUACACUUGCUACUUGUGCAAGCACUGGUGGAACCUAUGUUUAGAUCUAACAGUGGGAUUUCCAAUAUUUCUAAUAUAAUACUGUGGAAUGUGUUUGGAGACAAAGGGAUGGAAAAUGCUCUGAACAUUAUUUUUUAUUUUUUAUAUUGGAUAUUUAUUAAACUUCGCUCUCACAGAUCUAGCUCCUGUAAAGGUAUUAAAGUUCUGAAGUGGAGGGAGUGAGUGGUGCAAGCGAGUAUGUCUCUUCCUCAAAGUCGCAUUACGUCGAGGUUUGAUGUAUGCGGACAAGUAAGAUGCAGGACCGCUGGCUAGCCAACCAGUAGGGCCUGUGCUUAAAACACCCUGGGAGGAUGACGUCUCUAUGGGCUGUUUAACAGGAGCCCCAGGUUACUGUUGCUCCAGUACCUCCCUCUGCAUUACAUUCCACUGUAGAAAAGCCAGAAUGGAGAAGACUUUUUGUUUCCUCCCUUAAGUCGUUGGAUUUCUGAAGACGGUUUCACAGACACCAAGUUAAAAAAUGUUUUGUCUCUGAGGUCAGCCAGCCUCUAGAGAAAACAUGACC
Messenger RNA from Conger conger (European conger), 8149 nucleotides. RefSeq names its product kinesin family member 1B (gene kif1b). Gene Ontology annotation, cellular component: dendrite; kinesin complex; cytoplasmic vesicle. Gene Ontology annotation, molecular function: ATP hydrolysis activity; ATP binding; plus-end-directed microtubule motor activity. The record is from RefSeq and is a predicted model, not a curated record. NCBI's taxonomy places the organism in Eukaryota, Metazoa, Chordata, Actinopteri, Anguilliformes, Congridae. Gene Ontology annotation, biological process: vesicle-mediated transport; cytoskeleton-dependent intracellular transport; microtubule-based movement. The transcript has 48 exons. The coding region runs from base 335 to 5746 and encodes 1803 amino acids.